AUGCAACUGUAUUUAAAAGAAAGCGUUACUUCUACUAAUACUACUGAACAAACUAUUAUUGCUCCAACAAUUAGUCCAUUAGUACUGUUCAAUGUUUACCUUGGAGUCGGAAUACUAGCAUUUAUCUUCUAUAUUUUUAUCAUCAUUUAUGUAUCCACUCACAAAAGUCUACGUUCAGCACCAAAUAAUUAUUGUCUUCUUAUUCUGUUAAUUGUUGAAUUUCUUACAAGAAUAAUAGGCCUACCAUUCGAUCUUUAUUAUUAUCAUGAAGGCGUAGCACUUUUUGAGAAUGCUACCUUUUGCUUUAUAUGGCGGAUGAUCAAUUAUAGUGGUUAUGGGGCAGGUGUAAUGUUAAUAGCAUGGGCUUCAUUUGAAAGACAUAUUCUUAUUUUUCAUGAUCGUUUUCUUCGUUCAAAAUGGAAAAAUAUAUGUUUUCAUUAUGUACCACCUUUUAUUGUUAUGGUUUAUGUAAUUGGUUUCUAUAUUUAUGUAUUAUAUUUUCUCCCUUGCAGCAAGAUAUUGAAUUUUGAAAUUUUUGUUUGUGGUGAUGAUUGCAUUAGAAACUAUCCAGUUUUGAUAGCUUAUAGAAGAAUUGUUCAUCAAAUGGGUCCUCCAAUAUGUAUUGGAAUAUUUAGUGUUUCACUUUUGAUUCGUGUUCUUUAUUCGAAGAGACGUCUUCAACAAGCAUUUAGUUGGCGAAAGCAUAGUAAAAUGGCUUAUCAACUUCUCUCAAUAUCAUUUACCUGUCUUUCAGCUAUUUUCCCGUUUGGUUUACUCAUAUUUUUGAAUGAAGUUGGUGUACGUAACAUACCAAAGGCGAUAUCAGACUAUUUAUAUUUUUAUUCUACAUUAAUUCCUUUUUAUCUGCCUUUUGUAUAUGUGACGUCAAUACCAGAAUUGUGGACCAAAAUGAAACGGAAAUUUCGCUGUGCAGUUAUUCAAACAACGCCUGCGAGAAACAUUGCUGCUAGAGAACCGCAAAUGAGAUUUUGA
Molecule: messenger RNA, 993 nt
Organism: Rotaria sp. Silwood2
Lineage: Eukaryota; Metazoa; Rotifera; Eurotatoria; Philodinida; Philodinidae
Source: the annotation of a GenBank genome assembly